UCCAAUGAACAUCAGCAUACCACAUCUUGAGAAUGCAGAUGCUGAGGACGAGGUGUUUUGUGUGCACUGGGAGGCCAAUUCCUGGAUUCAAGAUGGCUGCCAUGUCAGUAUUACCAAGUCCACUCACACCGUCUGCUCCUGCGAAUACCCUUCAACAUUCGCCCUGAUCAUGACCAUGGAUCCAGCAAAGAAGAGUGACCCUGUGAUGAGCAUUCUGAACACCAUCUUGGUGCUGAUUGGCCUGCUGUUCCUGACCUUGGCGGUGAUGACCUUUGCCCUCUGUCGAUGGAACCCCAGGGUGUCCAACGUGGCUCGCCUGAACCUGUGUGUGUGUCUGCUGCUGGCCCACACCCUCUUCCUGCUCACACAGAGUUUCCUCCGACGAAUCAAAGUGCACCAGGCUCUGUGUAAGACCCUGGCUGGAGUCCUGCACUACCUCUUCCUGUGUUCCUUCGUCUGGAUGUCCAUAGAGGCCGUGAUGCUUUUCCUGUCUGUACGGAAGCUCAGGCAGGUCAAACCUAGCGAGAGGGCGUGGCUACAGUGGAAAGUCUCCCUCCCGAUUGGCUACGGGAUCCCGCUAAUCAUCGUGGGUGUGUCUGCUGGAGUGAACCCUGAGGGACACGGCAGUGACAAGUGCUGGCUAGUGGAGGACUUCAAAUGGAGUUUCCUUGGCCCUGUUUGUUUCCUCCUUGUUGUCAACACCAUCCUCCUCCUCACCAUCAUCAUCACCAUCCAGUCUACUCUGAAAGAGGCACGCAGCAACGUCUCAAAGGUCAAAUACACCAGGGUUCUGCUGUUCAAACUGACAGUCCAGUUCCUCAUCCUGGGUUGCCCCUGGUUACUGGGCAUGGGGGCAGCCACAAGUCGGGUUCUAGAGGUUCUCUUCCUGUUCCUCACCUCCCAGCAAGGAACCGCCAUCUUCCUCAUCCACUGCCUCCUCAACACAGAGGUGCGGUGUCAGUACAGGAAGUGGUGGCAGAGGUUCGGUCCGUCCAGUAAGCAGCCAGAGUCGGGAACUGGAACAGGAUUAGGGACUGGAACUGCCUCUAUCAGUCUGAUCCAGCAGCCAAGCAAGGACACUUGA
This is a messenger RNA of Engraulis encrasicolus (European anchovy), 1084 nucleotides long. Its product is annotated as adhesion G protein-coupled receptor E3-like. The record is from RefSeq and is a predicted model, not a curated record. The transcript is spliced from 8 exons. Gene Ontology annotation, biological process: cell surface receptor signaling pathway; adenylate cyclase-activating G protein-coupled receptor signaling pathway. Gene Ontology annotation, cellular component: plasma membrane. Gene Ontology annotation, molecular function: G protein-coupled receptor activity. Lineage: Eukaryota; Metazoa; Chordata; Actinopteri; Clupeiformes; Engraulidae. Bases 5 to 1084 code for a protein of 359 amino acids.